AUGGGCUCAAAAAUAAAGACCAUCGAGGGCAAGAUCAUUCCGGCUUCCAGACGACCAGAUGGGUCCUGGCGGAAGGCUCGUCGCAUCCGAGAUGGUUACGUGCCACCGGAAGAGGUUCCUCUUUAUAAAAUCAGGGGCAAGGAUGGUGUGCAAAUUUCCAUGUACCCAAUAAUCACUUCUGAGGCUACGGAAAAGCAGGAGUUGCAAGAGCCGCAGAUUCAAAGUGUUAUGUUGCCUGAAGUAAACACAAAGGUCACCCAAUUAUCAAAGGCUUUUGGUAAUACAUUGAAAUUGGAUGAUGCUCAGGAUGCUGUUAAAAACUGA
Messenger RNA from Drosophila ficusphila, 324 nucleotides. RefSeq names its product partner of Y14 and mago-like. The transcript has a single exon. Gene Ontology annotation, molecular function: RNA binding. Gene Ontology annotation, biological process: exon-exon junction complex disassembly. Gene Ontology annotation, cellular component: cytoplasm; exon-exon junction complex. Bases 1 to 324 code for a protein of 107 amino acids. The record is from RefSeq and is a predicted model, not a curated record. NCBI's taxonomy places the organism in Eukaryota, Metazoa, Arthropoda, Insecta, Diptera, Drosophilidae.